Messenger RNA from Fusarium musae, 1167 nucleotides. RefSeq lists its product as uncharacterized. The record is from RefSeq and is a predicted model, not a curated record. The transcript has a single exon. The coding region runs from base 1 to 1167 and encodes 388 amino acids. NCBI's taxonomy places the organism in Eukaryota, Fungi, Ascomycota, Sordariomycetes, Hypocreales, Nectriaceae.
AUGAGUGAGACCCCAUCUCAGCCUACAACCACUCCCGCCCGCCGUCGUAACGGUCGUGGCAAUGGCCGUCCUGCUGCUCAGAAGGCUUAUGCCUCGGAGAAUGACGUCGCCUCAAUUGAUCCUGCACGUCACGAUCGCGCUCCACGAACUCCUCAGAAGGGAGCUGGUACCGAUUCUCCUCAUGCGCAGCUGAGCCAUACCAAUUCGAAACAGCGACCUAGGAAUGCAAACAAUAAUAACAAUAACAACAACAACAAACACCGCGGGAAGAAUGGUCCUCACUCACCUGAGUCUGCUCGGCCUGGUCGUCGCACUCCACCACAUCAAUCUUCAUCCAUGAAGUCGGUCUCUGCCUUUGCCGGAGCCACUUUCCAUGCAUCUCCUGCGCCAUCUGCCUUGCCUCUCCCUAGUUUUGUCUCUCGUUCGGUAACCGAGUCGCCUAGCGUCAGCAAGACAUCUCGAGACAUCCUACAGGAACCCUCGCCACCUACCGAUACCGAAGCGCCCACUCCUUUGCGCCAGAGUGCAUCAGGUGCCCAGGAAUCUCCGCUUGAUUUCAUGUUUCGUGCCCACCGUCAAGAGAAGGAACGUCAACGCAGCGAGAGCACUAGCAGCUUCCGCCCUUCAGGCCUCGUCACUGAAUCACCCUCUGCCCAGUCUCCCUUUGGGCAUGGUAGCAUCCCAAAACCUGCAACUCUCCCUCAGACAGCCCGCACCCAAACACGCUUCCAGUCUGGUGGUAUCGACAGUGUUGAGCUGGACGGGACUCCAGGUCGUCCCAUGGGCCCGGCGUUUUCGACACCUUAUCAAGAGCGCAUUAAGGCUGCUCGGUCUAACUCUGCUCGGUCUCCUACUGAUCUAUCCGCCACCCAGCCGAAACCCAACGCUGUACCUGAAGAUCCUACUGAGGCCCUAAAGAAAUUCCUAUUUAUCGGAAACGGAACAAAUGCCUCUCAAUCUGCCCCUACUGGAUUUGCACCUGCACCUGCACCUGCGCCCGCACCCCCUGCUCAACACUACAACUAUGCCAGGAGUGUUCCUAGUGUCCCAGCUCCUUGCGAUGGCCGCUCAAACAACCUCCAAGCUAUGGAAAACGAUCUUCGGCGCAUUCUCAAGCUGGACUUGAGCACUGGAUCGCCAGGAGCGGACCAGCGUUUGUUCUCAUAA